Messenger RNA from Bombina bombina (fire-bellied toad), 5834 nucleotides. RefSeq names its product calcium-activated chloride channel regulator 1. The transcript has 15 exons. The coding region runs from base 172 to 2934 and encodes 920 amino acids. Lineage: Eukaryota; Metazoa; Chordata; Amphibia; Anura; Bombinatoridae. Gene Ontology annotation, biological process: chloride transport. Gene Ontology annotation, molecular function: intracellularly calcium-gated chloride channel activity. The record is from RefSeq and is a predicted model, not a curated record.
CAGGAUUAUAAAUACUGGAAACUACAUUUGAAUGUAGUCCAGUUUUCUAGAGCCGGGUUCUUCCUGUUUGAGAAGCCUUCCACUGGAUUACAAAAGACACCGUUACAUUCCUCAGGAGACGACAUAACCCUACCCUGAAACAGUUCCUGCAACAGGCUAAAUAGGGACAACAUGAAGAGAAUAUUAUUGCAAUGUUUUGUUUUAAUUGCAACAUUAACAGCAGUUUAUCCUAACAAAGACUCAUUAGUGCAGCUGAAGAACAAUGGCUAUGAAGAUAUUGUUAUUGCCAUCAGCCCAAAAAUCCCAGAGGAUCUUCAGAUUAUUGAAAGAAUCAAAAGCAUGGUGACUGCAGCUUCACCCUAUAUGCUACAAGCAACAAAGAACAGAGUUUAUAUUAGAAGUGUGAAAAUUUUAAUUCCAAACUCAUGGGCAUCCAAUAGCACAUAUGGAAGACCAAGAAGAGAGUCUUAUGAUAAGGCUGAUGUUAUCAUUGCUGAUCCUUUUCUGCUCGGAGACGAUCCAUAUACUUUGCAACAUGGUGGCUGCGGAGAGCCAGGAAAAUACAUACACCUAACACCCAACUUCUUAUUGAAUGAUAAUCUGCUCCCAGUAUAUGGACCUUCAGGAAGAGUGUUCGUACACGAAUGGGCUCAUCUUCGCUGGGGAGUUUUUGAUGAAUAUGACCUACAUCAGCCGUUUUAUCUUUCUGGACAGCGUAGAAUUGAAGCAACUAGGUGUCCUUUGAAGCUUCAAGGAGUAAAUAUAAUUGAAGUGUGUAAGGGAACUUCAUGUGAAUAUGAAAAUUGUCUACAUGACCCUGUAACUGGCAGCUUUGAAGAGGGAUGUUUGUUUUUUCCUGAUGUUUCACAGAGUGUCAAAGACUCCAUUAUGUAUGCACAAGCCCUGGACCCUAUUAAUGAAUUCUGUGAUAAGAGUACCCAUAACCCAGAAGCCCCAAACCAGCAAAACAGACUGUGCAACUACCAAAGCACAUGGGAAGUCAUCAUGAAGUCAAGUGAGAUGGCAUCUACCGUACCGUUAGAAGACACCAACAUUCCUGCUCCUACGUUUUCCCUCCUGCAGUAUAAAGACAGGGUGGUCACCUUAGUCCUUGAUGUAUCUGGAAGCAUGAGUGGUUUUGACCGUAUUUCUCGAAUGUACCAAGCAUCUGAGGUGUUCAUAAUGCAGAUUGUUGAAUCUGGAUCCUAUGUUGGAAUUGUAAUUUUUUCAACCGGUGCAACUGUCAAAUCAGAACUAGUAAGAGUUACUGAUACACUUCAGCGUCAAAAAUUGAAAGAACUUCUUCCCAAGGUAGCAACUGGGGGUACAAAUAUAUGUUCUGGAGUCCGUGCUGGGUUUCAGGUAAAUCAGAAACUUUAUACAAGCACACAGGGUACUGAACUGGUGCUUCUGACUGAUGGAGAAGAUACUAGUAUCAGUUCCUGUUUUCUUGAAGUGGAAUCAAGUGGGGCCAUAAUUCACACUGUGGCUCUGGGACCGAGUGCGGACAAAGCCCUUGAACAACUAGCAGAUAAAACUGGUGGAUUAAAAUUUUCUGCUUCAGAUAAUAUAGACGCAAAUGGUUUAAUUGACGCAUUCAGUGGAAUAACAUCCAAUAGUGGAAAUAUAACACAACAAUCAGUUCAGCUUGAAAGUACAGCAACAAUUAUCAAAGCAGCGGAAUGUUUGAGUGGGACUGUGACGAUCGACAACACAGUGGGAAAUGACACUUUCUUUUUAGUUACUUGGCAGAGUGUCAUUCCUAGUAUUACCCUACAGGACCCAAUAGGAAAAGUGUAUCAGACAGGAGAGUUCAGCGUUGACGCAGUAUCCAAAUCCGCUCGUCUUACAGUUCCAGGCACAGCUGAGAGAGGGCCUUGGGUAUACAGUUUGUGUAACACCAACUCAGGAAAUCAAGUUCUGGGGGUAACGGUGAACUCGCGUGCAGCAGAUGCAACUGUGCCGCCAAUAGUUGUGGAAACGCAAAUGAAUGCUGACACAAAUUCCUACCCUAAUCCAAUGACUGUGUAUGCAUUUGUAAGGCAAGGGCUUUCCCCUGUUUUAGGGGCAAAAGUGACCGCUAUCAUAGAACCACAAGUCGGAAAUGUACAGAUGUUGGAGCUUUUGGACAAUGGAGCAGGUGCGGAUAUUAGAAAGAAUGACGGCAUCUAUUCCAAAUACUUCUUUUCUUUCACUGGAAAUGGCAGAUAUAACUUAAAAGUGCGCGUUGAAAACAGAGACAAAAACAGCAAAUUAGCUGCUCCAUCAAAUCGCGCCUUGUACAUGCCCGGUUAUGUAAAAAAUGGUACUAUAGUAAAAAACCCACCCAAGCCUCCAGUUAAGACUGAGGAACAUCUCAGUUUAGGAAACUUCACCAGAACAUCUACAGGUGGCGCUUUCACGGUUUCUAACGUUCCGUCAGGGCCUCUGCCAGACAUCUAUAAACCUCAAAAAAUUGUGGAUUUAAAUGCAGAGAUUGAGGGAAAACAAAUUGUGAUAACUUGGACAGCAACUGGUGAUGAUCUGGACCAAGGAAACGCAUCAAGUUAUGAUUUACGGAUGAGCUUCAGCUUCAAACAGCUCAUGGACAACUUUGAAAAUGCCACUUGGAUCAACACUACCAGCCUCAUACCACGACCUUCUGGUGCCAAUGAAACAUUUGUUUUUGUACCAGAAAACAUUGUUAUAGAAAAUGGCACCAUCAUUUAUUUUGCUCUGAAGGCAAUCGAUGAUGCAAAUCAGAGUUCAGAUUUGUCUAAUCUUGCAAGAGCUACCUUGUUUUUGCCACCUCCUCCACCACCCCCGCCAACAACAAAACCACCUCCGCCAAAACCAACUCUCCGUUCAGGAAGUGACUUUUCUGUGAAGCUUAACUCAAUAAUUUUGUUCCUGAUGGCAGGGUCAACAGUACUGAUGACCGGUCUUGUUUUAUAACAUUGCUGGUUAAACUGAGAGAAAGACUAAUUAAAAAAAGGUUAAAAGGUGAACACAAUGUUUUUAGUUAUAGUCAUAGUUAUUUCUUCUUUUAAACAGAGAAAUCUGUCUGGAUGUUCUCUUAUGUAACACAUCUUAUUUCAAGAUGAAUCCUUACACUGACUUAAUUUUUUAGUAUAGGUUCUUGACAAAAGUUGAUGUUCUGCAUUGGGUGCACAAUGGUGCAAAGGUAUAUGAAUCUGUUACUAUGCACCCUACUGGAUUGUAGAGGAGGCUGGAGAUAGCUUAAGCCCCCUAGACCACAUUAUCAUGUACCAAGCUACCUAGCCCUGCCAACUGCACAUCUGCUGCAACUCCACCUCAACCCACCUGACCAUAGAAAAGCAGUGUCCCCUCCCAUGAGGAUCUCUUAGUUCACAGUUUCAUGUAUUUUCCCCCUCUUCCCUUGAAAAUAUAAUUUCUGGAACAGUCACGGAAAAGGACAUUAGUUAGUAACCAGAAAUUUUGGACUGCUAUAUUUUUAUCCUGUUCAAGUACAAUACUUUUACAUCAAAUUAGUUUUUUCUAUUUUUCUAUUUUUUUCUAUUUUUCUUUAUGAUGACCUGUAAAUCAUGUUUGAUUAUUUGCUGUAUCACUGCUGUUGUAUUACUAAAGACUGACUGUGAAAAAAACUGUUAUCCACUGUCAAUGCCCUGCUGUUGAUAGGUAAAUGUUUAUGAUUUUUCAACUAAUCUCUGCUUGCAUGAUUAAGUGAACAAUAUGAUUAAAUAUUUCUUUACUUCCUGUAAUGAUGGUAAUUUGUAUAAAUUAUGAAACAAAGAUGUAAAAAAAUAUAUCCUAUAUUAUAAAAGACAAGAGUUUGUCUGAAGCCGUCAUGCGCAGUUCAGACAAACACUUGCAGCUGAUCGCAUGCGCACCCACCCGACAGCAGCGCGAGGACCGGGCAGCACAGCUGAUCGCGCGCGCAGGGGAGAACCGGGCAGCACAGCUGAUCGCGCGUGCAGGGGAGAAGGGAGAAGAGAGAGAGAGAGAGAGAGAGAGAGAAUGAAUAUUAAAUAUAACACAACACGGCCCGUGUGAACGGGCUUUAGGACUAGUACUAAAUAAAAGGGAUAAAAUAUGUAUUGAAAAUGCAUUGUUGCAUUAUGGAAGCUGUAGGUGUCUUUUAGAAUGAAAAUGAUUAGCUAUGAGACAGUUCAAAAGCUCUGAUAUUUAAUUUUAUGGGGAAUAACUUACCUUCGAGGGUGACCAGUUAUCAAGUGCUUGAAGCUAUUAUCUUUUGCAUAAUAUUUAAUCUAUAUUAUUCGUUUCUACAUUCCAAUUUUCACUAUUUUACAAAAGGUAACUGAAAAGUUUCAGUUACCUUUUGUAAAAUAGUGAAAAUUGGAAUAUAGAAACGAAUCAAUAUAUUUGCAUCUAUAUUCAGUCCAAGUGGAUUUCCUUGAAUGUAAAUAUGAUGGACUCUUGUAAUAUGAGAUGGCAAAUAUAAUCUCCUGCUGUAUGCUAACCUGGUCUGUUUUAAUAUUCAAGGCGUCACUACAAAAUAUAGAUCAUGUCCAUUCUGUCAAUAUUUUUUUUCUGUAUCAGUCUAAUACACUGGAGACAAAGUUGGCUUUUUUGUUGCAAUAGAUUUUAGAUUUACUUAUGUCUAGUAUUUGUAUGUAACCUCUGUGAUUACCUUGUAUCUAAGCCUCUGCAGACUGCCCCCUUAUCUCAGUUCUUUUGACAGACAAGCAUUUCAGCAAAUCAGUGCUGACUUAUAAACAACUCUAUGGGAGUGAGCAUAAUGCAAUCUAUAAGACACACAUGAACUAGCAGUGUCCAACUGUGAACAAUUGUUAAAAUGCACUGAGAUAAGAGGUGACCACCAAUGGCUUAGAAAUUAGCAUGUCAACCUACCCAGAAUAAGCUUUCAAUACAGAAUGCCAAGAAAACAAAGCAAAUUUGAUGAUACAAGUAAAUUGGAAAGUUGUUUAAAAUUACAUGUCCUAUCUGAAUCAUGAAAGUUUAAUUUUGGCUUGACUGUAUCUUUUAAUUAGCAACCAAAUGUAAUACUUGACUUAAAGGGGCAGUAAACCUACAAAAUAAUGUUUUAUAUUUCCGCACAUAGUACAUUAGCUUAGCGCCAACUUUACAAAGUAAAGGACUGCAGAGAUAUUUUAUUAAGAAGUUCAAUUUGGCUCUACUAAGCAUUUCUGUUUUUUCCUAAAAGGGAUAUAAACCCAAAUAUUUUCUUUUAUGAUUCAAUAAAGCAUGCUAUUUUAAACAACUUUCCAAUUUACUUUAAUUUGUUUUAUUCUUUUUGUAGCUUUUGUUGAAAAGGAUACCUAGGUAAGCUCAGGAGCUGGUGAUUGGUGGCUGCACAUAUAUGCCUCAUGUUAUUGUCUCGCAUAAUUCAUUCAGUUAGCUCCCAAUAGUGCAUUUCUGAUUCUUCAAUAAAGGAUAUCAAAAGAGCAAAGCAAUUUAGAUAAUUUUGUGACAUUCAAAUACUUUAUUCUCAUGCUUUAUUACAAUUUAAAUCGUGUUUAGUGCCCUUUAAUGUAUAUUUUCCAUAACAUACAGUUUUACCAUUUAUUGAUUUAUCAUUCACCAACAUUCAAUUUAUUGUUGAUAAGGACAUUUUGCAAAACAUUGAUGCCAAAUAUAUAUAGGUCAGACACAAAUCUAUUUGUGUAGUAUGAUAAGGAGCUGUAAAACAUAAAGGUUUCUGCAUAUUUUUAUAAGUAUCAAAUUGCUAAACAUUGUAAUGAAGGAAUAAGAAUGUAUAGGAAGAUAAAUGUAUAUAUUGUAUAAUGCUAAGAUUGUUUGUGUUUUUUUUUUUACUUAAGACAAAGCUGUAUUACAAACUGCCAUUGAAAUACUUUAUUUUGAUUUUAAUAAAGAUAUAGAAAAUAUUUGAA